CUGACCAUAGUGCCCGUAGUUGUGAGAGUGGGAAGGCACGCGGUUCUGGCGUCGCUUGUGCCUCUUCGUUUGCUUCCCGCUCACUGUCGUCCACCACCCAACCGCACAUCAUGUUGAGUGAAAAUAAGCCAGAAAAUUUCAGCCAAAAACUCAGAAUCCGCAGCAGGCAAGGUCUGGAUGAUUUUGAAGCAGGCUUGCCUAAGAGAAUCGUCAUCGAAGUGGCCAGUGAAGGAAAGGGCGCUUCGAUUUGUGAAGACCGCCUGCUUCCUCAAGCAGCAUCUUUCGUGUCCUCGUCCCAGUCACCACCACUGAAUUCACGCCAAACCUUCCUCCACCCCACCCCAUUUCUUUCAGUCGGAUCCCAUCGAGUUGCCGCGAUGAAUAUUGAAAGAUCCAGCCUUCAUCAUGAAAGCGACCCAAGAACGAAUCCAGCCUUUGUGAGCAUUUCGUCUGAAUAUGAGCUUGCUAGCGACCACGAGCUUGCGUCCUCGCAGCCUGUUUCCCUGAUCCAGCUGUGUACGAAAACAGGCCAUUCAAAAAACAGAGCAAGCAGAAGAGCGAGGACCCUGAAUCUGGGAAGUGCAGAACACAUGAUAGGAAGCCAUGGUAUUCUGACCCAUGACGGAGUCGACAGGCAUGGACGCUUGCCUCUAACCCCCCUUCCGGACUCCUCCAACCCUGCAAAUUAUGGAUUAAGCGACGAAGCUAGGAACCUUAUCAAACAUCCACGAAUGAUAUCAGAAGAGGACCGAUGGUUACAGGAUGGAAGCCGCACUAUAAUUGCUCGCGAGCAGCCGCGGCACCCGAGCCUGAGCGACCACCAUACGCAGCCAAACCCCCUAAACUAUUCCAGGCACUAUAGUAAAUCGCAGGCGAGGGAAAGCGACUACACUUCAGAGAGUCCAUUCUUGAGAAAUUCAGGCUCAUGGGACCCAACAUGCUUGGACGGUACGACUGGUAUUGCGUAUAUCGUGCCAGGCAGACAGAACCCGGGGCCACAACGCAGGGAAUAUAUGCCAGCAUCGUUGCAGAUAUAUAGGGACGACUACGAUCACCCACACGAUAGGUCACCCUACGAGUCGUUCCGCUUGAAACACAUGAAUAAUCGAACCGAUUUACCAGAGAUCAACUCAGGCUUGCAGUAUGGGUUCCCUGCUGAUGCGGAACAUGGAAGGCUCACAAGAAACACGACCAUUCGAUCCGAACCACCUCUUGGGAAACAUUAUCGUGAGCGACUGUCGAACUCCGAACUGGGAACGGCUGCGGUGGUAGUCCAGGAUUCUCACAAUUCGGAAGGCCCAUCCUCGUCCGCAUUCGGGGCAAGACCGUUAAGCGGUACCGGCCUAUCUCAACGUACUCUGAAAGAGAAAAUAUACGAAAUAUUGGAAAACAUAAACACCGAACCCAAAACAGAUUCCAAAUCAUUGUCGACUAAGGAUAAUGCAGGCACAGAACGUGGACCCCCUAGAGUGCAUGGAGAAGAACGGUUGGCUCCAUGUCUGCAAGCUACUUCGCUGCCUUACUACGGGCCAAGUGACAACGACACAGAAGCUAGACAGGUGCCAACAGAUUCCCUGGACUUUGGGUCAGGAAAGGGGCUGGUUGCCUACCAAGAUGCGUUCGACGCAACCAAGAUUUCACAUAUGGGACUUGCUCCGGCGAAUAUCGAGCUCGGUAUGCAAGCUGCUAGUGAGGUUGAAAGACCUUUGAAGAGCUCGCCGAAGAUGAUAAAGCCACCCCCAGGGUUUCACGACGCAGGAGUGCCUACAUUCUUCAAGAAGGGAGCGGAAAGACUCCGAGAAGCUGAUAGAUGGUUUCAUCAAGACACCCGAGGAGAACCACAGUUGCGUCAAUUUAUUUCAAACGUUGGUGAAAACUAUGUUGAUAAAGCCGAGCGUUUCGCGGGUCAAGUAUCUUCGGAAGAGGAACGCGUAUUCGCCAAACGAACCAUCUCGAUCAUGGGAGAUUUGAUCGCUAGUCUUGAAACCUACAAAGCCAACGACCGCAAAAAUGCACGGCAGUAUUUUGCAGAUUUCGGGCCUGUCGAGUCUCACUACUGCGAACCUUCUUCGAAGCAGCGCAGCUAUUUUGAGGAUACCAGUGGAUUUACAGCCGUUGACGACGAGAACAAUUCCACUUGAUUAAUAUUCCCCAGGUCCCGCUUGGCCUUUUCUUUUCUUUUCUUUUUUUUUUUUUUUUUUUUUUUU
Molecule: messenger RNA, 2207 nt
Organism: Aspergillus versicolor CBS 583.65
Lineage: Eukaryota; Fungi; Ascomycota; Eurotiomycetes; Eurotiales; Aspergillaceae
Exons: 3
Coding region: 111-2141 (676 amino acids)
Source: RefSeq, a predicted model, not a curated record